GCAAACGUUAGAUCUUAAAAUCCGUGUAUGGGGUUAGUGAGAGCCGUGCAGUUUUUGGGUUUGAGUGAUUUUGUAACGCAUACCUGGCAACCCUGCUCUCAUGGUUUCCUGUUAUGGCGUGUGCUUGUGUUUCAUUUCAAUUCAAGUUUGUAUUUAGGUAAGAGUAAGUGUGUGAAGGAGAUGUUUUUGGAAAGUCAGAGUCUUCUUUCUCAGCUUAAACCUGUAUAUGAAGCUAGGUGGUUAGGUUAGUUAAGCUAGCAUUGGUGUGAGAAAGUCAGAAUGAGUUCCUUCCCUGGACGGAUGAAGGAAUAUCCAACCAUCUCCAUUGACAGAUUCGACAGAGAGAAUUUACACGCCAGAGCUUUUUUUCUGUCUCACUGUCAUAAAGAUCAUAUGAAAGGAUUGAAAGGACCUUUACUGAAAAGAAAAUUAAAGUUUAGCUUAACUGUAAAGUUGUACUGCUCGUUUGUCACGAAGGAGCUCCUACUCAAUAAUCCAAAAUAUGGCUUCUGGGAAGACCGCAUUGUUGCUCUUGAAUUGGACAGUCCGACACAUAUAUCACUGACUGAUGAAGUUACAGGAGAGGCGGAAGAUGUUGUUGUGACGUUGUUGCCGGCUGGACAUUGCCCUGGAUCAGUCAUGUUUCUCUUUGAGGGGGCCCAGGGCACCGUGCUGUACACUGGGGAUUUCCGAUUGGCUGCUGGAGAUGUAGCGAGGAUGGAACACCUGCACUCUGGAAACAGAGUAAAAGACAUUCAGAGUGUGUAUUUAGACAGCACCUUCUACGACCCCAGGUUCUAUCAGAUCCCUAGCAGGGAGGCUUGUCUGGCUGGUAUCAGGAAGCUGGUUCAAGAUUGGAUUUGUCUGAGUAAAUAUCAUGUAGUUUGGUUGAACUGCAAAGCAGCAUAUGGUUAUGAAUACCUCUUCACCAAUCUGGGGCAGGAAUUUAAUUCACAGGUCCAUGUGAACAGCUUGAAUAUGUACAAACAAAUGCCAGAAAUCCUGGAUCACGUGACCACAAACCGAGCAACACAGAUCCACGCCUGCAGGCACCCCAAGGACGAUGAGUUGUUCAGGGCGAACAGACUGCCAUGUGGCUCUUUAGCUCCAGAUGGUACACCACUGCGCAUUAUCAGCAUCAAACCUUCCACUAUGUGGUUUGGAGAACGGACCAGGAAGACCAACGUCAUCGUCAAGAUGGGGGGAAGCUCCUACAGGGCUUGUUUCUCUUUUCAUUCCUCAUACUCUGAGAUCAAGGAUUUCAUCUCCUACAUCAAUCCCGUUAAUAUCUACCCUAACGUGGUUCCAUUGGGCCGAACCGUGGAGGACGUCACCAAGAUACUGAAUCUUUUGCGUAGAAAUUCAGAAAGGACAGAGGUCGUCUAUAAGCCUCUUGGGAAGCUGAAACGAGCCAGAAUAAAGUCCGCAUCGCAAGGCUCAGACAGUGAUGACGAGCUGUUUGGGGAAGUUGCUGUAACACCAAUGAGAAAGAAGCUUGCUGUGAAUGAGGAGAAAGAGGACCACAGCCCGAAAAAAUCAGAUCUCGAGGUCAUAGAGACACAAAUUCUACCACAGCUACAGGCUUCAGCUCAAACAUCCAACUACAUGGACUGCACAGAGUCAAACGAUGAUGAUGAUGAUGAUGAUGAUGAUGAUGGUGGUGGUGAUGACGUGGAGGAGGAACAUCCUGCAUGUCAGUCAUCUGGGGAUGCCACACCCACUCCAUCUGGCUUAGGUAUGUCCCCACCCCCUCCAAAGCCAGCUCCGCCCAGCUGGAGUACGUUCUUCACAGUAGAGCCGGUUGUGACCGAUGACAGCUGUGAGCUGGAGAACAGUCAGAACAGCCAGACUCUGUCUACUGAUCACACAACGUCGCAGUCCCCCGAGCUCUUCAAUGAUGAUGACGAAUCCGAGUCAGGUCAUGUGACUUCCUCUCAGUCGACGUAUGUAUCGGAGGCAGCUUUAGAGAGCCUCAGCCAACUCGACACGGUGCCUGUACAGUGUAACGCCACGCACACAGGAAACGUUUGUCAUUUGUCGGUUGACACACAACCGGAUUUGACUGACCGUCACCAGGACCAGUGCGAUGUCACAGACCACACAGAACCAGUUUCAGAUUCACAAGUGUCAUCUGAUUUCGAUCUGCCAAUGACUCCGGGCUCCAAGGCUCCUCAGCCAGAGGAACUGAAGGAGCUGUACAGGAAGUUGGCAGCUGGAGAGGACAUGACCACCAAAAAUCAUCAGCAGGGUUCAGUCUAAUCAGACUGUCCUCAGCUGAACUGAUCAUCUUGCCAAAUGAACAAAAAAUAAAUAAAUAAUGUAACCAUGUAUAACAAAACAUGCUUUAAAAGAAAUAAUUAUUGUAUUUUUGAGCUACAAAAAAAAAAGAGUAAUUAUGAGUUCCUGGCUCAUGAGCUGACCAUUCCAAAAUCAAUGAAGAUUUGGUUAUAUUGAAAUACUGUCAUUUAUAAUUAAUAAAUAGAAAGUUUGAAACUAUGAUGAAACUAUGAAGGGAAAAAUGUUCACAACUGCCUUAAAUGUACAAGUACAGCCUAAAUGAAUUGUCUGUAUUGAAAUGUUUUUUUUUUGUUUGUUUUUUUUACAUUCCUUGUUGGAUUUGCUAGUGUGCUUAGGAUCGGUAUCCUGUUGAAAGUUCAACUUCAACUUCUAGACAGAUGGUCUCACAUUAUCUUCAAGCACUCUUUGAUAUGAUGCAGAAUUCAUAGCUGAAUCAAUGAAUGCAAGCUGUCCAGUCCCUGAGGCAGCGACUGUAAUGUUGAUAUUGUAACAGAGGACACAUUCUGCCACAUUAUCACCAUUACAUAUACCUGACAUAAGAAAUCGAGCUCCAACGCGGUAGUUGUGACGUGUCAGAACACAUCGGUCACUUGUCUUGGGUCUUAUAUCAACUUUGAUAGCUAACGCUUGUUGAAAUAAAUCUUCAGAAAUGUUUAUGGCAGUCAUGAAAACCUCAUGUAGCCCUCUAUACACUACCUUUACAUAGCGUUACAAUUUUCUGAACGUCUCGCUGUUCCAAUUGAUCCUUCAACCACGAAAACCUCACUAGAGUAAUCUUGAUUUUAAAAAGUCUUGGUUGUAAACCUUGUUAAUUGCCGUUUCAUGUUCAAAUAAACUCAGUACACAUUGUGUACUAUACCAAAAAAAAACUCUCCCAAAACAUUGUAAUUCUUAAAAGUAGGUCGCACUCGCAAAAAAGGUUAAGAGCCACCGCUGUACCGUUUCUUUCCAUCAGUUGUCAUGUGAAGCCUGCAUGAAUAUCAUUCUAACCUCAUGCUCGAGGACGAAAUGUCAGUAAACCACACAUACGUUACUCCGGCUUUAGAAUAACACACCAACAAUAGAUUUAACUGCAGCUGCCAGACCAACGUAUGUAACGUAGAAAAUGGUAAAGGUGUUUCCUGGUGUGCAUGACUGACUAAAAAAAAGGUUUUGUUGAUCCCAUCUGACCUAAACAACUCUGACUGUGGCUCUAACGACACCAAUGGGUUUCUCUCUGGAACAGUUUAUUGUUGUAAACAGUUUAUUUUGGACAUGGCAUGCUUGCAAUUAUUUUUAAAUGUUUGUGAAGUACAUAACAUUGCCACAUAUGGUUUAGAUAAAAAAUAGAUUUUAAAAUAAAUUUUUGAUGACAAGUGUUUGUUGGGAGGAAGUACAUUUGCCUUUUUUUUUUUUGUUUUUGUUUUUUUUAGUGGAACUGAAUUACACAAUUUUUGUAUCCCGCUUUUAUAAAGGGGUGGCAUUAAUUAUGCACCACACUCCACAUAUCCCACCUUUGCCAUUCCAGUCCCUAAUCAAUAGAGCAU
Ictalurus furcatus (blue catfish) is the source of this 3824-nucleotide messenger RNA. It is a transcript of the gene dclre1c, whose product is annotated as DNA cross-link repair 1C, PSO2 homolog (S. cerevisiae). The record is from RefSeq and is a predicted model, not a curated record. Gene Ontology annotation, biological process: double-strand break repair via nonhomologous end joining; protection from non-homologous end joining at telomere; interstrand cross-link repair. The transcript is spliced from 14 exons. Gene Ontology annotation, molecular function: damaged DNA binding; 5'-3' DNA exonuclease activity. Lineage: Eukaryota; Metazoa; Chordata; Actinopteri; Siluriformes; Ictaluridae. Bases 280 to 2259 code for a protein of 659 amino acids.